AUGUCUAAUAAACCAGAGGAAGGUGAUAAAAUAAGAGGAGCCAAGCUUUUUAAAGUACGCUGUGGCCUCUGUCACACCACUGAAGAAGGAGGACCUAAUAAGGUAGGACCUAAUCUUCAUGGCAUUUUUGGUAGGAAAUCAGGACAAGUGAUAGGUUAUCAAUAUUCGAAUGCUAUUAUUGAAAAGAAUCAUAUUUGGGAUGAACAGGCUUUACAUGAUUUUCUUGAGAAACCAAAAAAAUAUAUUCCUGGAACAAAAAUGGCGUUUGCUGGCUUUAAAAGUCCAAAGGAUCGAGCUGAUGUUAUAGAAUAUUUAAAGGUAGUCAUUAUUUUUGUGUCUGCAUAUACCUAA
Messenger RNA from Cokeromyces recurvatus, 351 nucleotides. Its product is annotated as cytochrome c. The transcript is spliced from 3 exons. Gene Ontology annotation, biological process: mitochondrial electron transport, ubiquinol to cytochrome c; mitochondrial electron transport, cytochrome c to oxygen. Gene Ontology annotation, molecular function: heme binding; electron transfer activity. The record is from RefSeq and is a predicted model, not a curated record. Lineage: Eukaryota; Fungi; Mucoromycota; Mucoromycetes; Mucorales; Mucoraceae. Gene Ontology annotation, cellular component: mitochondrial intermembrane space. The coding region runs from base 1 to 351 and encodes 116 amino acids.